AUGUCACGAGCAGCAUUCAGCAACAAAAAAAGGUGUUCAUUAGAGCAUGCACGAAUCCUAUUUCCCCUCUUGCAAGUACUUUUUACUGCACUGGAGAGACACAGAAUUAUCAUAAAUGAACUCGUCUACUAUCCAUUCUACGAGGUGCUGAAAAAGAACUUAGUGACUACGAAAUCUCGUCCCGAAGGAUUAACUGUGAACGCUGAAAGACAAGAAUGCGUAGAACAUGAGCAUCCUAUCUCUAGGAUAAAAGCAACAGCCAUAGCAAUCAUCCUAGUGAUGCUUCUGGGUGACAGCUGUACAGGUAAAACUUGUCUACUAGUACGUUACAAGGAUGGAGCAUUUCUCAGCAACAAUUUUAUUUCAACCGUAGGAAUUGAUUAUCGGAACAAAGUCAUCGAUAUAGAUAGCAAGAAAAUCAAGCUUCAGAUCUGGGACACAGCUGGGCAGGAGCGGUUUCGUUCCGUUACGACUGCUUACUAUAGAGAAGCAGAUGCUUUAUUAUUGGUAUUCGACGUAUCGAAUCGGACGAGUUUCGAAAACGUCAGGAGCUGGCUGUCUCAAGUUCGAGAACAUGGGAAGGAGUCUGUACAAGUGACACUGGUAGGAAACAAAUGCGAUCUCGGAUCAGCACGAACAGUAAAACCCGAUGAAGCGCGACAACUGGCAUCGGCCUUAUCGAACUCUAAACCGAAUUUUUCACUACCAAGUACGCUAUUACAUGACUCUGGUUUUAAAAAUAAUGAGGAUCAUGAUGUUGGUCAGCAUCCGUUCAUAAACGCCUUGUUCAAAUAUCGACAGGAGAAAAUUGUGCCGAAGUUGUCGAUGUGGCUAUGGAAGAGAAAACGUGGAACUGUUGCCAUGGAUCAUAUACUUGAAAAAAAGCACUACACGGAUCCUAUUAAAAUUUCCCUUCUUCCUGUAUUCGAUUUAUGUACGGUGCUUCUUGUUUGUCAAAUUAAAGUCCAUUUGAACACCAUUUGA
Molecule: messenger RNA, 984 nt
Organism: Angiostrongylus costaricensis
Lineage: Eukaryota; Metazoa; Nematoda; Chromadorea; Rhabditida; Metastrongylidae
Source: the annotation of a GenBank genome assembly